Messenger RNA from Phaeoacremonium minimum UCRPA7, 2616 nucleotides. RefSeq names its product putative ulk ulk protein kinase protein. Lineage: Eukaryota; Fungi; Ascomycota; Sordariomycetes; Togniniales; Togniniaceae. Gene Ontology annotation, cellular component: autophagosome; cytoplasm. The record is from RefSeq and is a predicted model, not a curated record. The transcript has 2 exons. The coding region runs from base 1 to 2616 and encodes 871 amino acids. Gene Ontology annotation, biological process: autophagy; peptidyl-serine phosphorylation; protein autophosphorylation. Gene Ontology annotation, molecular function: ATP binding; protein serine/threonine kinase activity.
AUGGAGUACUGCGAACUCGGGGAUCUAUCGCUCUUUAUCAAGAAGCGAGACAAGUUGCUCACAAACCCUGCUACGCAUGACUUGGCUCGCAAAUAUCCCAAUGCGCCGAACUCGGGUCUCAACGAGGUUGUCAUCCGGCACUUCCUCAAACAGCUCGCAAGUGCACUCCAGUUCCUACGGGACCAAGCCCUUGUACACCGUGAUGUCAAGCCACAAAAUCUCCUAUUGCUUCCAUCCCCUGAUUAUAGGGACGCUCACAGGGCAACUCGACCUAUUCUUACCGCAAGCAACGACUCUUUAAUACCGGUUGCUGGCUUGCAAUCUCUCCCGAUGCUCAAACUCGCGGAUUUUGGGUUUGCUCGUCAUCUCCCAUCAACAUCACUUGCAGAAACCUUGUGUGGCUCACCACUCUACAUGGCCCCCGAGAUUCUCCGUUACGAGCGCUAUGAUGCGAAGGCCGACUUAUGGUCUGUUGGAACAGUACUUUAUGAGAUGGUAGCGGGCAAGCCCCCUUUCCGAGCUAGUAAUCACGUGGAGCUGCUGCGAAAGAUUGAAGCCGCAGAAGACCAGAUUCGAUUCCCCCGAGAGAGCAUUGUUAGUGCCGACAUGAAAUCAUUGAUCAGAGCACUAUUGAAGAGAAACCCUGUGGAGCGAAUGGGCUUCGAGAAGUUCUUCCAGCAUGGCGUAGUGGUGAAUCCUAUUCCUGGUUUGGUCGAAGAUGAUGUGCCACGGCCUGAGAGACGGCUUUCGAGGGACAUCAGGGUCGCCACCAAGUCAGAUGAGCCAGUCUCACUUCCCCAGAGAGUAUCGUCAUUCCGGCGAUAUCAGACAGACCGCGAUGAAGCCACACCUUCUCCCCGAGAGCGGCCAUCAAGGCCAUCACCCCUCAGUACUCCCACUGAGACGGAUAAACAGCUUGGGGAAGCCUCUCCUCGCUUGGGCUACUCACCACGGCACGAAGCAGGAGAGGGUCUGGGAAUUCGCCGACCACAGGCAAUUCCUUCCACGUCUGCACCAAGUCGACCUGGCAUCUAUGCGGAGCGCCGUCGUGGCCUUUCAAACGCGUCACAGAAGGGUCAUAACCGGGAUCUACCCUCUCCACGCAUUUCUGGCGUGCCAGAUAUAGCACAGCCUCGAGUUCGAUCACAGUCCGAGAAAGUUGUGCCUGAUGAGCAGGAGCGAGCUGCACAGGAUGUCGCCUUUGAGCGAGACUAUGUCGUCGUGGAAAAGAAGCAUGUUGAAGUGAAUGCUCUUGCUGACGAGUUGGCAGCCAACGGGCGCCUAGGCGCGCAAGCCCACUCUCUAUCCCCAAAGUCUGGACAGAUGGUCAGGCGAAUCACUACUCAGGGCGCGCCUGAAUCCACAACGGGAGCUGUGGCACCGACACCAUCUCGUGGCAUGCAAAUUGCACAAGGAAAGCAACGACCAGGUGCUCAUGAUCGACAGCCUUCGCUUGGCGGAAGCCCAGGCUCCACAGCUUCUUUUAUCUCAAAAGCAAUCCAGGACGCAAGUCUCCGAUUACUUGGUAUCAAGUACACGCCUGGCAUCCUUGCUAAAGGACAGUCUCCUCCACAAUUCUACAGCCCGUUUCCCACAUACCCUACACCUUCGACGCCAACAGGACUGAUCGGCGAUGGAAGGCAAGGAGGCCCGGUUGACGAAGACUCCCGUGUCGCCCAGUGCAUCGAGGAUUAUGCAACGCGCAGCGACGUGGUCUACGGAUUUGCCGAGGUCAAAUACAAGCAGCUCAUCCCACUCGCCCCCUCUAUGGAUCAUGGCUUGGGUGGCGUGCCUGCAGAAAGGUUGUCAUCCGAAGAGGAGGAAGAUGUGCUCACAGUUGAAGCAAUUGUAUCGCUGUCAGAAGAGGCUCUCGUUCUUUAUGUGAAAGCGCUAGCCCUUCUGGCUAAGUCAAUGGAUAUUGCCAGUCUCUGGUGGACACGAAAGAGCCGCACGGAAACAACCAGCGGUAGCCACUCUUCUGGUCGAGAGCCUCCGAACCAGGCCUUGGUCCUCAGGAUCAAUUCAGCCGUUCAAUGGAUUCGCGCUCGUUUUAACGAGGUUCUUGAGAAGGCCGAGGUUGUGAGGCUGAAGCUGAUCGAUGCCCAAAAGCGCCUCCCGGAAGAGCACCCCAGCCAUCCGAGCAAUCAUUCGACCGAGCCUACGUCCACGACCAGCUCGGGAGCAGAUGGUGUGUUUCUCACAGCUGGCAUCAGUGCGGAGAGACUGAUGUAUGAUCGGGCUCUUGAAAUGAGCCGGACAGCGGCCAUCAAUGAGAUUGCGAAUGAGGACCUGUCUGGCUGCGAGAUCUCUUAUAUCACUGCUAUCCGAAUGCUCGAAGCCGUCCUUGACAACGACGAAGAUUUGCCUAAGCGGCGGAUUUCCGGGUCUCAAAAGGAUGACCGGGCUCCCGCACGAGAGGAGACCUCCAAUGAGAUGAACGCCGACGACCAACAGGCCGUUCAGAAGAUGAUCCAAAUGAUCACCUCAAGACUCACAACUGUCCGGAAGAAGAUGCAUAUGAUUGCAAAUGCAUCCAAGGUACAGCAGAGAGAGUCUCUUGUACGACGCCGCAGCGGAGAUGUUACACCGCGAAGCGUUCAAUCGCAUGCCUCAUAA